AUGGGUGAUGACUCUGAGUGGCUGAAGCUUCCAACGGAUGAGAAAUGCCAGCACAAGGCUUGGAAAGCCAGAGUGGCUGGAUAUGAAGAAGCUGGCAAAUUAUUUCUUGGAUUGGAUGAAAAGAGCCAGGAAUUUUCUCGUUAUGCUGGACUUAUAAAAAAGUUUGUUCUGGACUCAAAUGCAGUGGCACAAGAGAAGGGGCUAGAUGCUGUCCAGGCGUUUCUAGAAAAUGCACCAACUAAUAUUUGUGGCAGAGUCUGCAGCGAUAUUGUCAAUGGAAUCGUGGCCAAAUGUCUCAAUGCAAGCAAGCAGAAAACAAAAGAAAAGGGCAUAGAGAUUAUAAUGCUGUUUAUUGAAGCAGAGAAGCCUGAUGUUGUUCAGGAAUGCCUGAUGGCAGGAAUGGAAAACAAGCAGCCAAAGAUUGUUGUGGGAUGUAUACAGGCCACAACUAUUGCCUUGAGGGAUUUUGGAACCAAAAUCGUUCAAGUAAAGCCUCUGUUAAAACUGCUGCCCAAACUACUGGAGGAUCGUGACAAGACAGUUCGAGAUGAGACAAAGGCACUGGUCAUUGAGCUCUAUAGGUGGAUUGGUGCAGCGCUGAAGCCUCAGAUGACCAACUUCAAACCAAUUCAGGUUCAAGAACUGGAGGCCGAGUUUGAGAAGCUGCCACAGGAGAAGGCUCAUCAGACCAGAUUCAUGCGGUCUCAGCAAGAUCUGAAGGCCAAGUUGGAAGAACAGGUAGCAGCUGGCACUGGAGGUGGUGACCAAGAUCAAGUUGAUGGAGCAGAUGAUGAUGACGCUAUUGACCCAUAUGAGCUGAUGCCAUCAGUGAAUGUUCUUGCAGAGUUGCCGAAAAAUUUCUAUGAACAGAUUGAAGCAAAGAAGUGGCAGGAGAGAAAGGAAGCUCUAGAUGCUGUCCUGAAGUUGUCGGAAUCUCCUAAAAUUGAAAAUGGCGACUACAGUCAGUUAGUGAGAGUCCUAUUAAAGGUCAUCGCCAAAGACACAAAUGUGAUGUUGGUUGCUUUGGCUGGAAAAAUCCUAGCUGGAAUAGCAAAAGGAUUACGCAAGAAGUUUCAACCUUAUGCUACUACCUGUGUGUCCACCCUGCUGGAAAAGUUUAAAGAGAAGAAAACCAAUGUUGUUGCUGCGCUGAGGGAGGCCAUUGAUGCUUGCUAUGAAGCCACCAAUUUGGAAGCAAUCAUGGAAGACGUUGUGGCAGCUCUAGAUAACAAAAACCCAAGCAUCAAGGCUGAAACUGCCAUAUUCUUGGCUCGCUGUUUUGCCAAAUGCACACCAGCUACACUGCCAAAGAAGAUGCUGAAGGCUUAUGUAACACCACUUCUUAAGACGGCCAAUGAGCCAGACCAGAAUGUGAGGGAAGGAUCGUUUGAAGCCCUGGGUGUUGCCAUGAAGGUUGUCUCUGAGAAGAACAUUGCUCCGUUCCUUACAGAUGUGGACAACAUUAAAAUGCAGAAGAUUCAAGAGUGGAGUCAAAAAGCUGUGCUGCUCAAUGCAAAAGGGGAGCCUAGAACAAAAGGAAGUGCAGCUCCACCUGCAGCCAAGACUGCGGCUGCUCCUGCCCAGAAAGCUGAGGAAGAACCCAAACCUGUGAAAAAACCAGCCGGUGUUAAGCCAGGAGGGCCCCCAGGACCAGCUGCUGGCAAACCAAAA
Candidula unifasciata is the source of this 1671-nucleotide messenger RNA. NCBI's taxonomy places the organism in Eukaryota, Metazoa, Mollusca, Gastropoda, Stylommatophora, Geomitridae. The record is from the annotation of a GenBank genome assembly.